Messenger RNA from Paraglomus brasilianum, 441 nucleotides. Lineage: Eukaryota; Fungi; Glomeromycota; Glomeromycetes; Paraglomerales; Paraglomeraceae. The record is from the annotation of a GenBank genome assembly.
AUGGAAAUCAAAGAAUUAAAAGAAAAGAUACAGGAAUUAAUAAAGAAAAAUGACAAGGAUUAUAAAGAAGUAAUUAAGCGACGUUGGGAUUUUCUAUAUAAAAAACUAGAUGAAGUUAAAGAAAUAGAAACUUUGGAACAUCUAAAAAAGCAGGCGGGGGAUAAAUUCUUAAAAGCCUAUUUACUUUAUAAAAGUAUUAGCCGAGCAAAUUACCAGCCCGAACAUUUAAAUUUAACUAAUUUCAAGAAUGUUGAUAAAUAUUUAGAAGCCAUUGAUAAAGAUGUUGAACUAGUAAAGCAAGAAUUCGAAGAGAAAGAAUUGCGACAGGAGAAAUUAAAAGAGAUUGAGGAAAAGACCAAUAUGAAGAAGGAGGGGCAUUUACUCUCUGAAUUGGUGAGGGUGAAAAUGGAAAAUUACCAGAUAAAACCAAAGCAACUUUAA